This is a messenger RNA of Sphaeramia orbicularis (orbiculate cardinalfish), 831 nucleotides long. Its product is annotated as protein FAM180A. The coding region runs from base 235 to 723 and encodes 162 amino acids. The transcript is spliced from 3 exons. Lineage: Eukaryota; Metazoa; Chordata; Actinopteri; Kurtiformes; Apogonidae. The record is from RefSeq and is a predicted model, not a curated record.
AAGUUGUGCUUGACUUUUUCCACUAUAUAGAUGUGAAGUGAAUCAGAAGAAGUGGGAUUCAGUAAAAGUACUAUUUUUGCCAACUGGCUUUAAGUCCUCUUUUUCCAAGGAGGAAAAAUGUUUGGUAUUCAGCCUGAGUUUCCUUCUGCGUAGACUCACACAAGUCAGUGAGCAAAUGGAGAGGUGAGAAGGAUGCGGUGAUAUCUGUCUGCAAAAAUCAAGCUGGGAUUUAACAUGAAAUUACAUCUUAAAAUCUGCCUCCAGGUCAUGGUAUGGCUUUGCUUUGACCAAGUGCUGUAUGAUGUGGCUGCAGGCAGAAGUACAACUCCUCAAAAAGCGGGCUUAUCUCUUUCUCAUGCAAACCUGAUGUUUGAGUUCUUGCUUGGCGGGGUGGAAAUCGACCAAGAUAAUAACAUAAUCCUGCUUGAUGAGGAACUGGCAUCAAUGAGGGCAGGACGGUCUUUCCUGUCUCAGAUAAAUGAUGAUAUUCCCAGAAGUCGUAGCGCCAUGGCACAGAUGAUGACUGAACUCCAGAGUCAAAGGAGGAAAUCACUAACUCAGGCUGAGUUUGACAGUGUUCUUCUGAGUAUGGUGUACUCUGCUCACCAGGCCUGGCACCAAGAGGGAGAAGAGGAACGGCAGGCCUGGGGCGGACUGCUCCUCCAACUGGCAAAUGUCACACUCCAUGAACUACGUGGACAAUAUUUUAUCAGUUAUGCAUAAUCAGUCUACUGCCAGUGUGUACAAGAUAAACGUAUAAAUAAACAAUUUGGAGGUAAAAUAUCUGUGAAAUGUGUACUGCAUCUGUGAAAUAAAAAAGCAUCACAUCCU